CAUUUAUUUCGUAUAUAUUUGAUGUCUUUUGAAUAAAAAUGCUGUUGCUUUGAGGAAUUAGUGUAAAUUGAACCCAUUUUCAUGCAAAUAAGAUUAGAAAACAAAAUUAUGUAGUCUUUGAAUAGGAAUGGAAAUGGAUAUCUCUUUAUGUUCAUUUUCAGCAGUUAUGUAAUCCGUAACGCCUCUUUCAUUGAGUAAGAUAAAUCAAAAUAUAACACUUAAUACUGGGAACUUUUGAUAAUGGAUCCUCCCAAAAAAAUAAAACUCAAGCAGGUGCAAAGAGACCAACGGAGGGCUUGACUAAAGCUACGGAAUUUCAAAUUCUUUCCAUGAGAAGUAAGCGAAUAACCAGGAAGCUUUAUAGGUUUCUUCUUCGUUCCUUCCCUGAUUGCAUCAUUAGAUAAAUUAGUUAAUAGUUGUGGAGGAGAGAUACCCGUUUAAAUUAAAUGCAGGAUGUGUUUAAACAACUAAAUCUUGCUGAAUAGGCAACCUUUUAAAUAUGACGAUUUUACAUCUUGUGACUUAAAACUUCUCAAGGAUUUUAUAUUUCAUUAUUCCCCUCUACUUUUUUGCCCCCUCUUUCGAGUUUUUUAUUCUAGCUAAUAGGUUUUUUUGGGUUAAAAUUGUCCAAAUAUUGUUUGCUAGAUUAAGUAUUGUGUACUUGGUGUUCUCUGUAAGGUUUUACACUAUGCAGCUUAAAGAUCGGUUAUUCAGAUUUCCCAAGAUAAAGCAUCAUGCCAACAUGACCCAAUAUCUUUGUUCUAUUAGAGGCAUUGUUUGGUAUAUUGGAGUUUCUAAGCCAUCUAAUGUGGAUCCGGCUGAUAUCAAGGGAGCCGUGGGUGCUGAAAUUGCGCAGUCACAUUGUGGGCACUUUCAUGUGCUACCUGCUGUUGAUGAACUUGCAGGCUUUCAGACUUUCAGGUCCAAAGUUUAUAAAGCUGAAUUAUUAUGGCAUGCUGAGAUCAUUGUGAGGCUUGAACUCUCUGUUAGCUCUGCAAUAUGUUUAGAUAUCUUAUGCUGUGUUUUAACAGUCAUAAAGAGCCAAUUAACACUAAAUAAGCUGUGCAAUCUGCAAACGGACACCAUCAAGUUGAGGAUUGAUAACAUUGCCAAGGUGGUGCUGGCCUAUAAAACCUUAUUUGAUUGGUGAUCACACAACAUAUGACUUCAUUGAGAAGAAAGAGGUUGUUUUUGUACUGGAUGAUUAGAAGAAUCGCACCAAGCAAAGCACUUCUCUUUUUCUCUUUAUAACCAAGAAAUCUCCGAGGGCCAGUGGCACACGGUUCGAAACUCGGUGGAUAAUGGGUCCGCCCCUCUACCCUUCUCUACUUAAUACAAGGCUUUUGUCUGUAGUAGAGUUCGAACUACUCCAAGCAAAGCAUCAAGUUCCCAAUGAAAGAUCAGCUGGGGGAUAGUCAUGCUGUUUAGAGCACUACCAUAUGUAAUUACAUGUACCAUAAGUAAGGUCUGUCUAGACUAGCACUGCCGUUUAGUUUUUGCUUGUGCUGUUAGCAACUGUUAAUAGCAGCAUCGUUUACCUCUCACUUGGCUACAACACUGUACACAUGUUAUUACAUUGUGUUUUUAAAUUGAGCUCAAGUCAAACUCUUACCGAGUUUUCCUA
This is a messenger RNA of Nicotiana tabacum (common tobacco), 1624 nucleotides long. RefSeq lists its product as uncharacterized. Lineage: Eukaryota; Viridiplantae; Streptophyta; Magnoliopsida; Solanales; Solanaceae. The record is from RefSeq and is a predicted model, not a curated record.